Alnus glutinosa is the source of this 1319-nucleotide messenger RNA. RefSeq lists its product as uncharacterized. Gene Ontology annotation, cellular component: peroxisome. The record is from RefSeq and is a predicted model, not a curated record. NCBI's taxonomy places the organism in Eukaryota, Viridiplantae, Streptophyta, Magnoliopsida, Fagales, Betulaceae. The coding region runs from base 1 to 1161 and encodes 386 amino acids. The transcript has 2 exons. Gene Ontology annotation, molecular function: delta(3,5)-delta(2,4)-dienoyl-CoA isomerase activity.
AUGCGAUCAAAAUUUCUCGUGUGGAAUGAAAAAGUCAAUAAAAAGAUUGAGGAGCAUAUGAGAAAACUUGAAAGUUUUUCACCAUCAUGCCCCUCUCCAGCAAGCCAAUCAUUGCCCAUAACGCCUACCCCCCGGCUGCCACCAUCACAAAAAAGAGGAAGAAAAGAGCUGUUGAAUGAACAAAGAUCCAUACAAGUCAACAUUCAACCAAACCACUGUCGACCAGCCGUAGAUCCGCCCACUCCAGCUGCAGAUUCAGACGUCACUAGAGCCAACAACGUCGGCAAGACUGCAAGGGUCCAUAUUGCAACAAUCUCCUCAGCCUGUGUUGCCAACAAAUCAAAAAACCACGCCGAAAGCCCUAAAACUCUUACGAGGCCGCACCUCUUACUAAUCCAUUCUUAUGUUCUUGCUUUUUCUAUUUUUCAAGCAAAUAUAUUUGGGGUAGAAAGAGAAGAAGAAGAUGUUCUGUCUUCUUGCUUGGCUUCAGAAGGAAACGGAAAAAGAAAAAAUAAUGCAUUCAUUUUUAAUUGUUUCUUUCGGCUUUUCUUCUUUCUCCCGUUAGCGUCUGUGUCUCUCUCUCUCUGCAACGCUCUCUCCCGCGAUUUCAUCUCCAAAUUCCCCAACGCCCUCGCCGCCCUCGACCAGAAACCCGACGUCGACGUCGUCGUCCUCUCCGGCGUCGGCGCCCACUUUUGCGCCUGUAUCGAUCUCACAACCCUGGGCUCGAUCUCCGACAAGUCACUCUCCAUAAGCGAUCGAGACCGCGCCGAAGAGAAAUUCAGGCAAGAGAUCAAGUUCCUACAGGAUGUGGUCACCUCGAUUGAGCGGCCCCGGAAGCCGGUGAUCGCCGCUAUAAUCGGGUAUGGUCACGCUAUGGAGCUGGCUUUGACGGGUCAGAGGUUCUCGGGUUCGGAGGCCAAAGACUUGGGCCUGUUUUCAAAUUUGUCAGAGAAUGGGAUUUUUAGCUACUGUGGUUCAAAAGAUAGUUGGUUUGGUUUUCAAUUUCAUUGGGUGGGUCUGAUUUUUGGGGUUUGGUGGUUCUGUGUGGUUGUUCAACGAUGUUGGGGUUUUGAUUUUCUGGAAAUCGAAGGUGGAGGAGUUGUUGAUUUUGAUUGUUGGAAAUUUCCGGUGGGUGACUUUUCUGGAUUGGCCGAAUGACCAAAAUUGGGAGGAAAGAUGGGGUGGUUUUAAGUGUGAGGUUUUGAUUUUUGGGUGAGUGUGAUCGAAAUUUUAGAGGAAUUUAUAAGGUUAUUCGGUUGGUUUCAAUGGCAGAAUAUGGGUGCUUUGGGGUGAUUCAAUAUGUUGAUUCUACAAGU